Messenger RNA from Drosophila ficusphila, 929 nucleotides. RefSeq lists its product as uncharacterized. The transcript has 2 exons. Lineage: Eukaryota; Metazoa; Arthropoda; Insecta; Diptera; Drosophilidae. The record is from RefSeq and is a predicted model, not a curated record. The coding region runs from base 3 to 557 and encodes 184 amino acids.
AGAUGAUAUUUUUUUUUUGUUUGACAGAUAAGCUUCUUUAUACUUUUCAGUCUUAUAAUAAAUUAUUUAAAAAAUGUUAUACUCUGAGUUUGUUCUGGUUUUCAACAGACUUCGAUAAGCUUCUUUGUACGUUUCAGUUUAGUUCAUCGAUCAGCGCGAUGCGGUUGUUUUCUGAGAUGCCUCUCGCAUUUUGGUGUUGCCUUUCCAUAACCCUAAGCUCCGUCCUGGCAAUAAUUAUUCCGGAACACAAUUGCAAUGAUUAUUUUACAUAUAGCCCCGUUCACUAUGGAGAAUCGUAUAUUGGCGUAUUUACUGCGCCCAAGACAAAUUCUACCGAGAAAUUCUACUGGGAGGCAUAUUUCAAUGCCCACGGUCGAGCGGAUCAAGUCGACGACCUCAAACCGUAUCCCAACAACAUUGAGAGCUUCAUCAAUGUGAAGAGGGGAAAUCCACCCCAAAUGUACGUGGAUUUUAUGAACAUCACCAAUGAACUGCCUUUGCUGAUCGAAUUCAAACUCAACGGAGAGACUCUCUGCUCCAACCCGAAGUGUAAGUGAUAUAGUAAUAGAGCUACAUUAUAUACUCGUGUGAUGAUUACUAGGGAAUACUUAAUCCUCCCGCAGAUCCAAUUCCCAGGACAAUAACGCGUGUAGCUCGUUCCAUGGACAUCUCAGACAUACUCAAAUCCCCAAAUGUGGUAUAUAAAAUGCCGUGAUGAAGAGCAAAAUGUAUAACGAAUACGAAUCAAUCGAGACCGGAUCCCUUAAACUUGUGUAUAAUGGACAUUGCCGUGUGAUAUAGCUAGUUCGAUUUAACUAAUAUACAUAAAUCAAUUACAUUUUUAGCAUCAAUCAUUUAAAUAAAAUAAUUUUUCGUUUCCAUAGAACUUUAAUGAGCAAGCACAAAUAAAGAAAUAAAUUAACUGGAAA